AUGGCCUACAAAGACGCUGCAGUGGUGCACCUGGAGCAUCAAUCAGGCCAGGGAAUCUCUGCAGACGACGCAGAGUUCUUGUCGAACUUUUCGGAUGAAGCGAAAAAGAAAGUCCUUAGGAAGAUCUUUAUCAUCGAGGGCCUUGCAACCAUUGCCAUGGCCGUCGCUUGUUAUUUCCUCCUUCUGGACUCUCCAUCCUUGUCUCCAGGCUGGCUCACUUUAGAUGAGGUUCGAUAUCUCGAAGUGCGCCAACUAGCCUCCAAUAAUCACAGUGGUCGUCACAAAGGAUUCGACAAGCAGAUAAUCCUCAGCGUCCUUUUAGACUGGAAGAUAUAUCUUCUUAUACUUGCCACCUGGUCCAAUGCUGUUCCCAACUACGCGCUCAAGUUCAGCAUGCCCGAGAUCAUCAAAUCUAUGGGCUACAAGUCAGCCAACGCCCAACUUCUGACCAUCCCCCCAUACGCCGUCGGCGCUGCGUCAGCUUACGGCUUUUCCGUGUUCGCGGAUCGCUUCUCGUGGAGAAUGCCCUUCAUCCUGGCGCCGCAGUGCUCACUUAUAGUCGCAUUCGGAAUAUUAUUUUCCAAGGCCGCCGACAUCGAGAAUAACAUAGCACUGUGCUACUUCGGGAUUUGUCUCGCUUGCUUCGGAAUGUAUCCUAUCCUCCCCGGUGUCAAUGCUUGGAAUGUUUGCAACAUUCCGAAUCCUCACAAGCGCGCCGUGGCCAUUGGUUAUCUAAUUUGCGUGGGUAAUGUGGGUGGAAUAAUUGGGAGCUAUAUUUACAGAGCUGAAGAGAAGCCACGAUACCCUACUGGUUACGGGACUUCACUUGCGUUCGCUGCUACUGGAAUUAUGGCUUGUUUAUCCUUGGAAUUUUGUCUCUGGAGUGCAAACAAAAAGAAAGCUCUCAUGACUGUAUCUGAAAUUGAGGAAAAGUAUACUGAGGACCAGCUUCAAGAGAUGGAGGAGAGGAGCCCUGUGUACAAGUAUAGCUUGUGA
Penicillium mononematosum is the source of this 996-nucleotide messenger RNA. RefSeq names its product putative MFS transporter. Gene Ontology annotation, biological process: transmembrane transport. The record is from RefSeq and is a predicted model, not a curated record. Lineage: Eukaryota; Fungi; Ascomycota; Eurotiomycetes; Eurotiales; Aspergillaceae. Gene Ontology annotation, cellular component: membrane. The transcript has 2 exons. Bases 1 to 996 code for a protein of 331 amino acids. Gene Ontology annotation, molecular function: transmembrane transporter activity.